Messenger RNA from Plenodomus lingam JN3, 2121 nucleotides. RefSeq lists its product as uncharacterized. Gene Ontology annotation, cellular component: nucleus. The record is from RefSeq and is a predicted model, not a curated record. Gene Ontology annotation, molecular function: DNA binding; DNA-directed DNA polymerase activity. Gene Ontology annotation, biological process: double-strand break repair via nonhomologous end joining. NCBI's taxonomy places the organism in Eukaryota, Fungi, Ascomycota, Dothideomycetes, Pleosporales, Leptosphaeriaceae.
AUGGAUAUCAUGGAUCACCCGAGUCAAACAAUGCAUGCGCCCUCGCUCUCCUCAGCAUCGACCGUAUCCUUGCUUGGUCUCGACCUCAGUAGACUCCCACCCAUUGCAAUACUGACAGCACAUCUGAAAGACGACGAGGCCAGGACACUCAAAGAUGCUUUACGCCAACACGACGCGCCACUCACCACUGAUGCUUCACGCGCCAAAGUCUUCAUUGGUAAAGUUGGUACCAAGAGAAGGGCUGAAUUUGAAUUGAGAUGGCGAAAACUUGUAGUGGAAGAGGCUGCUGUUCCCAAGCGUCCUGCCAGUCCAGUGAAGGCGUCUGUCCAUUCUCGGAAGCGUCAACGAGUAUCAUGCAAUAUAUCCGCUCCUGCCGAUGAAGGAGGCUCUACUACAGAAGAUGAAAAUGCUGGUGAAUCAGAAACCGGAGAUGAAGAACCAGUAACGAGACACGUCACUUCGCCGUCUUCGCCUUCCAGGUCUGACAGUGGGCCACAUGCGACCUCAAUAUUCGACAAUUCGUCCAUUGAUGAUUUUGUCUGGGUUGUAAAGUUAGACUGGUUACAAGCCUGUGUCACAGCAGGUCAUCUGGUACCCUUGGGUGAGCACCUAGUCUACAAGGGCAAGGUUUUGGAACGUCCAAAAUCACUCAAUCCUAAAUCCUUAAAGAGCAUCUUUACUGCGGCAGCUUCGGUGACCUCCGCUUCACAGACCACUCUGGCCAGCCGACCAGAUGCUGUGCAAGAGAUUUUAAGCCGCGCCCAAGCGGAUGCACAAGAGAUAGCAACGAAAUCAGCACAUCAGCCCCAGCGCGCUGGAUAUCACGGGUCUCGCCGUUCUGAAGGCAAAAGUUUCACAUCCUCUGCGAACCAUUCUUAUGCGGCCCAGACCGCUACACUGCUGCAGAAGACUACUAGUGAAUAUGAAGGUGUGGACAGUGACUUUCCACAACCACCAGAGUGGGUAAGGAAGGGUGUGAAGUAUGCAUGUCAACGCUUCACACCUGCGAAUGGCCCCAACGAAGACUUCCUCGAGGAACUAAAGAAGAUUCGCACAGCUCGUAUUCUCAUCGAUGAUGAGAUUGGAGUUCGCGCAUAUUCCACAAUCAUAGCAUCUAUCGCAGCCUAUCCGUAUAAACUUCGCCACCCGCGCGAAGUUGCCCAACUACCCGGUUGUGAUGAGAAAACCGCAGUUUUGUUUGUUGAAUGGAAGAACACGGGCAAGAUCCAAGCGGUGCAAGAUUACGAGGAUGAUGAAGCGAUGAAGGUACUGCGCUUGUUCUACAACAUCUGGGGCGUUGGAGCAAAAACGGCCCGACACUUUUACUACAAUAACCACUGGACUGAACUAGACGACAUCAUCGAAUAUGGCUGGGACGAUCUAGACAGAGUACAACAAAUCGGCGUGAAAUACUGCGAUGAGUUUCUCGUCCCGAUCCCGCGGCCAGAAGUCGAACAGAUAGCCUCUGUCGUCAAAGAGCACGUAGUACGACUGCGCGACGACCGAGCCACCGUCACAAUCGUCGGUGGCUAUCGCCGUGGCAAAUCGGAAUCCGGCGAUGUAGACAUGAUUGUCUCACACCCGGAGCUCGACCAAACCGCCGGCUUGAUCCGCGAGAUUGUGGAUUCUCUCGAGGACACAGGCUGGAUCACACAUACACUUACCAUGAGCCUGACCAACACGAAUCGAGGACAACAAGCCCUGCCCUUUCGCUCGUCCAAGCGUGCUGGUGUCGGCUUCGACACGCUCGACAAGGCGCUUGUGGUAUGGCAGGAUCCGUCCUGGCCGACGCGUGAGGAGGAUCUAGCUCGGGAUCCAAACGCGAAGAACCCUGCUAUUCAUCGCAGAGUCGAUAUUAUUAUUGCUCCGUGGCGGACGGUGGGGUGUGCGGUUAUGGGGUGGAGUGGUGGUACCACGUUCCAGCGAGACCUGAGAAGGUACGCCAAGGCUAUCAAAAGCUGGAAGUUUGAUAGCAGUGGUGUGCGUAGUAGGAGCACUGGGGAAGCUGUGUGGUUGGAGGGUGAGAAUGGGAUUGAGGGUACACCUGCGGAUGCAGAAAAGAUGGUUUUUCAAGGGUUGGGCUUGGAGUUUAUUCCACCUGAGUAUCGUGUCACAUAUUGA